Miniopterus natalensis is the source of this 3057-nucleotide messenger RNA. Lineage: Eukaryota; Metazoa; Chordata; Mammalia; Chiroptera; Miniopteridae. The record is from RefSeq and is a predicted model, not a curated record.
AUGAGUGAGUCAGGUUCUCAAGAGGAAACCAAGCCUGCCCAGGAAAAUGGAAAAGACAAAGAAAGGAAACAAGAAGCAACUGAAGUGAAUGAGCUUACUGAGAGUUCACAGAAUCCACCACACAGUUCUGAGUCAGAUACCUGCAAAAAUGUGGCAAAAGAAGCAACAAAUGAAGUCAAAUCCCAAGGACUCAUUGGAGAAAUGGCUAAUUUAAGGACUGGGGCAGGAAAUAUGUAUGAUGAACCUGGAGCAUCUUGUAGUGCCGAAAGCCUGCUGCCUGUGAUUGUGGAAUUAAACCUAGAGGGGAAGCCAAGGAUCUCAACUGGUUCAGUAAAGGAAUCUAACAUUACAAUCUCAAAAAAUGUUGUGAUUAGAGAACCUGCAAACGUGAUUUUCAAUUUAGAUCAAACUGUAGUGGAUUCAAAGCUAGAACAACCAUGGAAGAAAAAUCUUUUCGAAAGAGUGGAGGCAAGAGCUCAAGCAAUGCAGCAGAAAAUAAUAGAUAAGGAUAAUCUGAAGAAAGAACUAGAAAAAAAGGCUGAGAAAAGACUCCCUAAGGAUACUUUUGCCAAAGAGUGGUUUAAUAUUGAAAGCAUGACACUGAACACUCGUGCAUAUUUGCUCGACAAACUUCUACCCACCUUAGUUGUUGGAGUGGAAAAUAUGUUAAUGCAAGUGGAAAAAAAGAAGCUUUUGUCAGAAGCUGAUAUUCCAACUAAGUUUGAUCCAAUUAAUUAUUUGGGGGAAUACUUAAUGAGAAACAAUCCUUCUUAUAUCAAAGUCAAAAGAAUUUCUGGUUAUCAGAGGGCGAUGAGAGAUGUCACAGAAGAUCUGAAGAUACACGUCACCAACACUAUCUCCAACAGAGUAUCCAAGAUGAAGGAGCAGAUUAAAGAGAAACAAGAACAAAGAGAACACAUAAAUGAGGUCAAAAUCAAGGUGGCCAACACACGGAAACAGAUUCUGAAGGAGCAGUUCAGUGAAUGGAUUCUAGACCCCAAACGAACUAUUCCUAUGAUGGUGAUUCAGAAUGUUCUUCAUGAGUUUUUUCAAAAUCCAGCUUUCCAGCUUGAAGCACAUUGCAAACACUUGAAUAUUGCUGACUCAAUGGAACGAAGAUUGAACAAAACGGAGUUUGCAGAAUAUGUCUCUUCACACAUUGUAGACUUUAAGACUGAAAUGUUUGAGGAACUCCUUAGGCACCUUUGCCACUAUGCAGAUGAAUUCCGGGAGGUCAUAAAAACAGAUAUGCAGAGGCAGAUGUUUGCUGAACUCUUCCUGCAUUGUGACUGUGGGAAGGUAGGGUUUUUGGAUCGUCAGAGGACAUUGGCCUUACUGGAAACAUUCUAUGACCAAAGUCCAAAAAAUCUUAGACGUUUACUCCGAAACCCAAGGCAAUGGCCAUUUAUUGAAUUUGAAGAGAUAGAGCUGCCUGAGUUCUGGGGAGACAUGGAUAAUCAGAAACACAUUUAUGAAGACUUUGACAAUGUGCUCUUAGAGAUGAAUACAUCACUGUCUGAAAAGCAUGCUAGAAAAAAACAAAGUAAAUUGUUAAAAAAUAUAGAAGAUCAACACAAACAUGAUAAACAUAAAAAAUCAACACUAUUAGAAGAGCAGAGAGGGACAACUGAAGGACAAGACCCAAACAAAACUUUAGUGGAAGAACAAGACUCAGAGUCGAUUGGAGAACAAGAACCGCACAGGGAACAGGUAACAGCACAGGGACAACACAAAGGGUCAACAGCGCGGCAAGGGUCACGCAGAGGACCACGCAGAAUGUCAGUGACAGAAGAACCACAUACAGGGCCAGUCACAGAACGAGGAUCACACAGAGGAUCACGCAGAAUGUCAGUGAUAGAAGAACCGCAAAGACAGUCAACUGAAGAACAAGAAUCGCACAGAGAGUCAGGGACAGAACAAGGAGCACACAGAGGGUCAACUGCAGAAGAAGAACCUCAGAGAGAGCCAGUAACACAAAGAGGAUCCCGCAGGGGAUCCCGCAGGAUGUCAGUAACAGAAGAGCCACACAGAGGGUCAACGGAUGAAGAAGGAUCACGCAGAGAGUCACUAGCUGAACCAGGAUCACGCAGGGGAUCCCGCAGGAUGUCAGUAAUAGAAGAGCCACAUAGAGGGUCAACGGAUGAAGAAGGAUCACGCAGAGAGUCACUAGCUGAACCAGGAUCACGCAGGGGAUCACGCAGGAUGUCAGUAAUAGAAGAGCCACACAGAGGGUCAACGGAUGAAGGAUCACGCAGAGAGUCACUAGCUGAACCAGGAUCACGCAGGGGAUCACGCAGAAUGUCAGUAAUAGAAGAUCCACAUAGAGGGUCAACCGAUGAAGAAGAAUCACACAAAGAGUCACUAACACGAAAAGGACCACACAGGGGAUCACGCAGAAUGUCAGUAGUAGAAGAGCCACAUAGAGGGUUGAUUUCAGAAGAAGAAUCUCCUAGAGAGUCAAUUCCAGAGGAACAGGACAUAGCCUCAACUUCACAAUCAAGGGAAGCAACUGCAAAGAAGAAAGCUCAGAAAGACAAAUCCUGUGAACCCAAGUCCCAAACAAUAGAAGGAAAGCCAUGGACAGGUGAACUUUUGACUUGUAACUUGAAGAAGCAUGCCAAAAGUGAAGAUGAGGAACAGGCAAACUUAAUCUAUGGUAACGCCAAGUUCACAGACCUACAUUCAAUUAUCAGAAAUAAUCAGUCUUACAAAGAAGUGAAAGGAAGGAGUGCCUUCAAUAGAGUUUCCUUCAAUCUGCUCCAGUUUGUGCAACUCCUGGAGACAUUUGUUGGUGAAGAUACCCCUCUGAGCGCCAGUGAGACCCUUGCCUCCUUUUUUAAGUGUGGCUAUGUUGAAACAGAAGAAGAGAAAAUGAGUGCCUUAGAAGAGGCUAGACAAAAUGUUUCCCGAGUUCGAUGGGGACUUCUCCUAGAAGCCCUCUUUCAGAUGUGGGACAGUGAUGGCUCAGGCUUUCUAGAUCUGAAAGAAGUUGAUGAACUCUUGUAUACAUACAAGGAGGGAAUGGAAAAAGAAGCUGUAGAGUCAGGAGCACCAUGA